Messenger RNA from Grus americana (Whooping crane), 936 nucleotides. Its product is annotated as olfactory receptor 51G2-like. NCBI's taxonomy places the organism in Eukaryota, Metazoa, Chordata, Aves, Gruiformes, Gruidae. Gene Ontology annotation, cellular component: membrane. Gene Ontology annotation, molecular function: G protein-coupled receptor activity; olfactory receptor activity. The record is from RefSeq and is a predicted model, not a curated record. Gene Ontology annotation, biological process: G protein-coupled receptor signaling pathway.
AUGACCAACAGUAGCUUCCUUAGACCUUCUAGCUUCCUUCUAUCAGGAAUCCCGGGAAUGGAAAGUGGGAAUGUGUGGCUGGCCAUCCCUUUCUGCUGCAGGUACACUAUUUCCAUUCUGGGAAACAGUGCAAUCCUCUUUGUCAUCAAAGCAGAGCGCAGCCUCCAUGAGCCCAUGUACCUCCUCCUGUGCAUGCUGGCUGUCACAGAGCUUCGUGUGUCUCUGUCUACGCUCCCCACAGUGCUGAGCGUGCUACUCUUUGAUUCACGGGAGAUCAGGUUUGACGCCUGCCUCGCCCAGAUGUUCUUCAUUCACUGCUUCUCCAUCCUGGACUCGGUGCUGUGGGCCAUGGCCUUCGACCGCUUCAUGGCCAUCUACAACCCCUUGCAGUAUGCAUCCAUCCUGAACAGCCCCAGGAUAGGUGUCAUCGGGCUGGGGCUCACAGUGAGGAGCGUUAGACUCUUGCUCCCCUUACCGAUACUUCUGAAGAACCUGUCGUUCUGCAGGUCCCACGUGCUGGCUCACUCCUUCUGUUUGCACCCCAACUUACUCCAGCUGCCCUGUGCAGAUAUCAAGGUGAAUAGCAUGUAUGGCUUAUUUGUUGUCCUGGCCACCGUUGGGCUAGACUUGCUGUCUAUCAUUCUGCCCUGUGUCAUGAUCAUUAAGACUGUGCUGAGUAUCGCAUCCAAGGAAGAGCGUCUCAAGACCCUGAGCACCUGCGUCUCUCAUAUCUGUGCUGUUCUGAUUUAUUAUAUCCCAAUGAUUGGCUUGUCCAUGGUGUACAGGUUUGGGAAAACUGCCUCUCCUCUGAUUCAUGUCCUCAUGGCCAAUAUCUACCUCCUUGUACCUCCUGUGCUAAACCCCAUUAUUUACAGUGUAAAAACUAAACGGAUCCGCAGAGGGAUACACAAACUUCUCACUCCAAGAAGGCACUGA